Molecule: messenger RNA, 477 nt
Organism: Fonsecaea pedrosoi CBS 271.37
Lineage: Eukaryota; Fungi; Ascomycota; Eurotiomycetes; Chaetothyriales; Herpotrichiellaceae
Exons: 1
Coding region: 1-477 (158 amino acids)
Source: RefSeq, a predicted model, not a curated record
AUGUGCUACACAGUCUCCGCGAGGUUAGUCUGUCCGACCUGCUCCGGCCGCAUCGGUCUGGCUGACUGUCUCGACGUGGAGAAGAAGUGUCCGCCGGGGGCAAAGUGUCCGUACCGCUUCUGGCAGCCCCUGCCCCGUCGGCCGCGCGAGGAACGCAUCGUCUCGGACCGUCACUGUGCCGCGUGUGUUCGGCAAGCGAGUGCGAGUGCGAGUGCGGGUGACAGAGCAGGAGCGGCACCAGCAACGGAAUUAGCCAGGGCACUUGACAGAACCAGCGCCACUUCCUUCUUGAGAGCGCAUACUCUCAACGCAACGUUUAGUGACAACGCCGUCCGCAACGGGUUCGCAGUCAUGGGUAGGGAGUGGGAGGUGAGGAACGGCGUCAGUCCCCGCUGGAGAGUGUGUGUGCCGUAUCCGGAGAAGGAGAAUCGCGGGUUCUGGAAGCGGGUCUUUGCGCCGAGGCGGUACAGUCUCUGA